Molecule: messenger RNA, 2600 nt
Organism: Drosophila willistoni
Lineage: Eukaryota; Metazoa; Arthropoda; Insecta; Diptera; Drosophilidae
Gene: Sec23
Product: protein transport protein Sec23A
Exons: 6
Coding region: 153-2519 (788 amino acids)
Biological process (GO): intracellular protein transport; endoplasmic reticulum to Golgi vesicle-mediated transport; COPII-coated vesicle cargo loading
Cellular component (GO): endoplasmic reticulum exit site; COPII vesicle coat
Molecular function (GO): zinc ion binding; GTPase activator activity
Source: RefSeq, a predicted model, not a curated record
UGUCAGCUGUGCGGACGCCGUCAAGCUGACUGCUACGCCACCAACUGUCAAUGUCCGUGACGUGGCCAGCGAUUUUCCAAUAAGCAGAGAGGAAAAAUAUAGUUUCGGUGUGUAAUCAAGUUAAAGUAAUAGAUAAUUUAGGUGUUUGAACGAUGACUACCUACGAGGAGUUCAUCCAACAGAACGAGGAUCGUGACGGAGUGCGUUUGACGUGGAAUGUGUGGCCUUCUAGCAGAAUUGAUGCCAGUCGUUUGGUGGUACCAUUGGCGUGUCUUUACCAGCCGUUGAAAGAGCGACCCGACUUGCCACCCAUUCAAUAUGAGCCCGUUCUCUGCACACGUAGCAAUUGCCGAGCAAUUUUAAAUCCUCUGUGUCAGGUUGACUACCGAGCCAAGCUGUGGGUCUGCAAUUUUUGCUUUCAACGUAAUCCUUUCCCCCCGCAAUAUGCGGCUAUUUCGGAGCAGCAUCAGCCGGCUGAGCUGAUCCCGGGCUUCAGCACAAUUGAGUACACUAUCGUCCGGGCUCCAACAAUGCCACCGGUGUUUAUCUUUCUGGUAGACACUUGCAUGGAUGAAGAGGAGCUAGAUGCUCUCAAAGAUUCGCUGCAGAUGUCGUUGAGCUUGUUGCCCCCAAAUGCUUUGGUCGGACUUAUUACCUUUGGUAAAAUGAUCCAGGUGCACGAACUUGGUGCCGAAGGUUGCUCUAAGAGCUACGUGUUCCGUGGCACAAAAGAUUUAACGGCGAAGCAAGUGCAGGAUAUGUUGGGGAUUGGACGCGGAGUUGCUGCAGGACAACACCAACCGGCUGGUAGCCAGCCAGGACUGCCAGGACAGCAGCAACGUCCCAAUGCUCCAGGUGGAGCGCCGAUGCCGCCGGCUCAUCGUUUUCUGCAGCCGAUCAGUCAGUGCGAUGCAGCACUGGGUGACCUGCUCAGUGAAUUGCAACGUGACCCUUGGCCGGUGCCGCAGGGCAAGCGCUACCUGCGUUCCACAGGCGCUGCUCUUUCCAUUGCAGUUGGUCUACUGGAAUGCACUUACCCAAAUACGGGUGGUCGCAUUAUGACAUUUGUCGGUGGCCCUUGCUCCCAGGGACCCGGCCAAGUGGUCGACGAUGAGCUGAAGCAUCCCAUACGUUCCCAUCAUGACAUACACAAGGAUAACGUUAAGUUUAUGAAGAAAGCCAUCAAACACUAUGACGCCCUGGCUCUAAGGGCAGCUACAAAUGGCCAUAGUAUUGACAUCUAUUCGUGCGCCCUCGACCAGACCGGUUUGCUGGAAAUGAAGCAGCUAUGUAAUUCCACCGGUGGUCACAUGGUCAUGGGGGAUUCGUUUAAUUCAUCGCUUUUUAAGCAGACUUUCCAACGUGUGUUUGCCCGCGACAGUCGUAACGAUUUGAAAAUGGCUUUUAAUGCCACGCUUGAGGUGAAGUGCUCGCGCGAGCUGAAAAUCUCUGGGGGCAUCGGCUCGUGUGUGUCGCUGAAUGUGAAGAGCCCGUCGGUGUCGGAUGUGGAGAUCGGCAUGGGAAACACGGUACAGUGGAAACUGUGCACCCUGAGUCCCAGUUCGACGGUUGCUUACUUCUUUGAGGUGGUUAAUCAGCAUGCAGCACCGAUACCACAGGGCGGUCGUGGCUGUAUUCAGUUUAUAACGCAAUAUCAGCAUCCGAGUGGACAGCGUCGUAUAAGAGUCACCACACUGGCAAGAAACUGGGCGGAUGCAACAUCAAAUGUGCAUCAUAUUAGCGCUGGUUUCGAUCAGGAGGCUGCUGCAGUCCUAAUGGCUCGAAUGGUUGUCUAUCGCGCCGAAACCGAUGAGGGUCCAGAUAUUUUGCGCUGGGUAGAUCGUCAACUUAUACGGCUGUGCCAAAAAUUCGGAGAGUAUUCAAAAGAUGAUCCGAACAGUUUCCGCCUGUCGCAAAACUUUAGCCUUUUCCCACAGUUCAUGUACCAUCUGCGCCGAUCGCAGUUCCUGCAGGUCUUCAACAAUUCGCCCGACGAGACCACAUUCUAUCGACACAUGCUGAUGCGCGAGGACCUCACCCAGUCGCUGAUCAUGAUCCAACCCAUUCUCUAUAGCUAUUCAUUUAAUGGACCACCAGAGCCUGUCCUGCUGGACACUGCCUCAAUUCAGGCGGAUCGUAUACUGCUGAUGGACACCUUCUUCCAGAUACUCAUCUAUCAUGGCGAAACAAUUGCGCAAUGGCGUGCCCUUAAGUAUCAGGACAUGCCCGAAUAUGACAAUUUCAAGCAGCUACUGCAGGCUCCUGUAGACGAUGCCCAGGAGAUUUUACAGACCCGUUUCCCUAUGCCGCGUUACAUUGAUACCGAACAUGGCGGCUCGCAAGCCCGUUUCCUGCUUUCCAAGGUCAAUCCAUCGCAGACGCACAACAACAUGUAUGCCUAUGGCCAGCCGCCUAUUGGGCAGACCACGGACGGAGGUGCUCCCGUGCUCACGGAUGAUGUCUCGCUGCAGCUGUUUAUGGAACAUCUCAAGAAGUUGGCCGUAUCCACAACCACAUAAGAUGGAACCGAAGAUCAUGGCAAAAGCAAUUACAUAUACGAAAUAUAUUCCAUAAUAAACUAUGCAAAUUAUAUUCGAAAA